This is a messenger RNA of Knipowitschia caucasica, 606 nucleotides long. NCBI's taxonomy places the organism in Eukaryota, Metazoa, Chordata, Actinopteri, Gobiiformes, Gobiidae. The record is from the annotation of a GenBank genome assembly.
AUGUAUAACCUAGAUAGCGUUGAAGACGCGUAUGAGCUGCGGGACCCCGGGGACGAUAGGAGGACCCAUCCAGUAGGGCUAGAGGACAUACCAAGAGGGUCUGAUCCUCCGCCCUACCCUCAUGCGCAAAAUGAUGAGCUUGUAGAACUUACAAAACAGCUACAGGAACUUAGUGGGCUGACGCCCGCGUCAGCUAUAGCGAAGGAAGCUAAUAGUAUAGUAAAUGCAAUAACAGCUCCCACGGCCCCUGCAAUGGAGGAUUGCGAGAGAAAUGAUGAACGAUCGUGGGAGCCGAUUCGCGCAAGCAUGUAUCCCCGCCUUCGAGGGGAGAUACCUAGCAUAGUGCCGCUGAAUGAGCAUUCGGGGAGCUCAGGAAGCACCUGGACCGCAUUCGGGGACCCAGAUGAUCGGGAUAGUGAUGGCUCUGAUGAAGAAGAGGAAAGCCCAUCGGGCGCUAACAAAAUAGAUAGUGGCCACGAAAUAGUGGAAUCCGAUGAAGAUAUAGAGGAGAACCCCAUAGGAGACGACGAGGAUCGCAUGGAGGGAGGACCCGUUCACGCCCUCCGCGGCGAGGCAACCUCGUCUCACCCGAAAAACGCAGAGUAG